Messenger RNA from Dentiscutata erythropus, 333 nucleotides. The record is from the annotation of a GenBank genome assembly. NCBI's taxonomy places the organism in Eukaryota, Fungi, Glomeromycota, Glomeromycetes, Diversisporales, Gigasporaceae.
GCUUAUAUAAGACUAGCCAAAGAAAUAUAGAACCUGAGCUUCUGAGAAUUAUUCUCAUGAAUAAUUCUUUGGACGAAGUUGUAUCAAAUGCUAAAAAUAAUAUCAGAUUAUCCGAUUCUCUAACAAUAUUAAAAGAAAGAGUAUCAGGUGGUAGCAUAGAUAUUUUAGAUGAAUUUAAAACACAAAAUCUUCUUCAAUUUUAUAAUUUAAGAAAUGUUAUUAAUCAGAGAGAAGCUUUUGGCUUCAAACCAUUUCCUGCUUGCUAUAUCAAAUUCUCAAGAAUUCUAGCAAGAUUUCUUGCUUCAGAAGAUGAAUCAAUAGAUUCAUAUCCUG